Molecule: messenger RNA, 2877 nt
Organism: Syngnathus typhle (broad-nosed pipefish)
Lineage: Eukaryota; Metazoa; Chordata; Actinopteri; Syngnathiformes; Syngnathidae
Exons: 2
Coding region: 1-2877 (958 amino acids)
Biological process (GO): DNA integration
Molecular function (GO): nucleic acid binding
Source: RefSeq, a predicted model, not a curated record
AUGGUAGCUGGUGAAUGCAUUGAUGUUCUUGUUGAUUCGGGAGCCUCAGCUAAUCUCCUGGAUCGAAGAGCCUACGGCGCGUUGAGAACGAAACUCAAACUCGAGCAGUCAGGCAAAAGGAUAUACCCUUAUGGUACAAACGUUCCCCUUUCCCUUCGUGGUAAGGUCACCUCAACGGUCUCUGCCAAUGGGAGAACAGCUCGGGCAGCGUUCUACGUUGUUGAUGGAAACCACGGCUCACUGCUGGGACAUGACACUGCAACUAAACUGGGCCUCAUACAUGUGGUGCUCUCCAACCACACCGUGCCACAGGACAUGUCUAAAGCAGAUCAGCUGUUCCAACAAUAUCCAAGGCUCACCUCUGGCGUGGGGAAACUUAAAAACUUCCAAGUCAAAUUGCACAUAGACCCGAGUGUGCAACCAGUUGUCCAGCCCCACCGUCGUAUUCCCUUUCACACGAGGAAGAAAGUGGAGGAGGAAUUACAAAGCUUGGAGGACCAAGGCAUAAUCGAAAAAGUAGAAGGCCCAACACCGUGGGUGUCACCCAUUGUGGCGUCACCGAAACCAAAAAACCCGGAGAGACUACGCCUCUGCAUAGACAUGCGCCUGCCGAAUAAAGCUGUCCAGAGGGAGAGACACAUAUCACCUACGGUAGAUGACAUCGUGCAUGAUCUCAACGGCGCCACCAUGUUCUCGAAGCUGGACCUCAAUGCAGGAUAUCACCAACUUGAACUAGCACCUGAGUCCAGAUACAUCACUACUUUCUCAACGCAUGUUGGACUGAGACGGUACACACGCCUCAUUUUUGGAAUCUCUUCAGCAGCAGAGGUCUUCCAACACACGAUCCAAAAUGUGCUCCAUGGAAUACGGGGAGUCAGAAAUUUCAGCGACGACAUCAUCAUUUUUGGAACCACCCCUGCAGAGCAUGACCGCUCCCUGGAAGAAGUCUUCGAAAGACUCCAUGAAAACAAUCUCACAAUUAAUCGAGAUAAGUGUGAGUUCCACAAGACGUCUCUGGAAUUUUAUGGCUACAUCUUCUCAAAGGACGGCAUCUCACCUGACCCGAAGAAAAUACAAGCCAUCACACACAUGCCACUCCCUCAGGAUCCGAGUGAGGUCCGCAGCCUGCUGGGGAUGGCUAACUACAGCGCUCGUUUCAUCCCGGACUUCUCCUCAAUUACCCAACCGCUGCGCGAGCUCACAAAGAAGGACACAGAGUGGUCAUGGAAGACGGAACAUACGGAGGCCCUCAAUCGACUAAGAGACAGGUUGAUCAGCAGUCCGGUCAUGAGCUACUUUCACCCCGAGAGAAGGACAAAGGUCAUUGUGGACGCAAGUCCAGUUGGUCUCGGUGCAAUCCUGGCACAGACUGACAGGGUGGACAACAAAACAUACGUCGUAGCCUAUGCAAGUAGAGCUCUGACCCCAGUGGAACAGCGAUAUUCUCAAACCGAACGAGAGGCGCUGGCUAUUGUUUGGAGUUGUGAGCAUUUUCAUUUAUACCUAUAUGGAGCUGAAUUUGUUAUGAUCACAGACCACAAACCGCUGGAGCUCAUCUUCAACAACCCAAAGUCCAAGCCUCCCGCUAGGAUUGAAAGGUGGGCCCUCAGACUGCAACCUUACAAGUUCGAAGUUGUUCACAAACCUGGAAAAUCAAACCCGGCAGACUACAUGUCACGCCACCCACAAACGCUCCACACGCCCAGUAUCACAGAUGACGUGGACACUGAAAUGCAUGUCUCUUUCAUUGCUGCGCAUGCGGUACCCAAAGCGAUGACACUGGAGGAAGUGAAACGGGAGACUCGAGGUGAUCCACUGUUACAACAUGUUGUAGGAAUUAUUCACUCAGGUAACUGGGACGGCCUGCAUGACAACGCCACGCAAUUUGAUCAAUCAACUCUGAGGACAUUUUACAACAUUAGGGAAGAACUUACGACGGUGGAUGGAGGCAGCCUCGUUCUUAAGGGCACCAGACUCGUCAUGCCUGUGACCCUGCAAUCCAGAGCACUCGCACUUGCUCAUGAGGGACAUCAAGGCAUUGUCAAGACUAAGCAGCUACUCCGAGAGAAAGUCUGGUUUCCGAAGAUAGACAAACAAACCGAGGAACUGAUAUCCCGCUGCCUUCCUUGUCAAUCAUCCACGCCCAAGACUGAGCAUCAACCGCUGCAAAUGUCUGAACUCCCACAGGGGCCUUGGGAGGAUGUUGCGGUGGACUUCUGUGGCCCCUUUCCUUCAGGUGACUACCUGUUCGUCCUCAUAGAUGAGUAUUCAAGAUUUCCCUUUGUGGAGAUUUUGCCAUCCACAUCGGCAUGCAAACUCAUCCCCGUCAUGGACAAAAUAUUUUCAACAGUGGGAAUUCCAAAAGUGGUGAAAAGCGAUAACGGGCCCCCAUUCUCAAGCAAGGACUUUUCGGACUUUGCAAGAUACCUUGGAUUCCACCACAGAAAGAUAACCCCCUACUGGCCACAGGCCAACGCUGCAGUUGAAAGAUUCAACAGGACUCUGACCAAAGCGAUCCACACAGCUACGCUGGAAGGCAAGCCGUGGAAACAAGAGCUAUACAAGUUCCUCAGGAACUACAGUGCGACACCUCAUCAUACCACCAACCGGCCUCCGGCUGAGGUGUUCUAUGGUCGCCCCAUAAAUAUAAAGCUACCGUCCAUCUCCCAUCCCCCCAGUGAUGAUGGUCUCCGUCGGACAGAUGGUUUGAGGAAGGACAGAAUGAAGGAGUAUGCGGACGAAAGGAGAAACGCGUCACACUCGGUGCUCAAGGAGGGUGAUGUUGUCCUAAUACAACAGAGGAAGACAGGAAAACUUGUGACACCCUUCAACCCAAACCCCUACAAAGUCAUCACAGUGAAAGGAACAAUGUGUUAA